This is a messenger RNA of Lampris incognitus (smalleye Pacific opah), 198 nucleotides long. RefSeq names its product stress-associated endoplasmic reticulum protein family member 2 (gene serp2). Gene Ontology annotation, cellular component: endoplasmic reticulum. The coding region runs from base 1 to 198 and encodes 65 amino acids. The record is from RefSeq and is a predicted model, not a curated record. Gene Ontology annotation, biological process: endoplasmic reticulum unfolded protein response. The transcript is spliced from 3 exons. Lineage: Eukaryota; Metazoa; Chordata; Actinopteri; Lampriformes; Lampridae.
AUGGUCGCAAAACAGAGGAUCCGUAUGGCAAACGAAAAACACAGCAAGAACAUCACACAGAGAGGGAACGUGGCGAAGACGCUGCGACCACAGGAGGAGAAGUAUCCGGUGGGGCCCUGGCUGCUGGCACUAUUCGUAUUUGUAGUGUGUGGAUCAGCCAUAUUUCAGAUCAUCCAGAGUAUCCGCAUGGGAAUGUGA